UCCUCUUAUGUUCGUGUCUUUUUCACGCCGGGUACUGCUUAGUUGGAUCAAUGGCCUCCAGCGUGUUAAUACCGUAUGCAGUUAUUUAGGGUAGAAGUGUUGGAACUCUGAGCUUAGAUGGCUUAUGCCCCGGCCUGCUAUGUAGUCAAUACGAUGCGUGCGUUCUGGAACAGAAUAUGACGGUGGCGGUGCUAAGAAAUAAAGUAAAGGCUAGGGCGAUUGUUACUACUAUGCCGCGGCGACAGACUUAGUGCCGGUAUCUGGAUUCUCGUGAAAUCUCUGUGAGGGCCGUGUAGCCGGCCAUUGGGCGCCAGCGGAGUUACUGUGAGGCUGGAGCACGUAGUUAACCCCAGCUGCACCUCAGCGCGUUGUCGCCGUUUAGCUGCCCCUCUAGGGAUUAAGUAGCCAUGGCCCCCAGCCGGAAUGGCAUGAUCUUGAAGCCUCACUUUCACAAGGACUGGCAGAGACGGGUAGCUACAUGGUUUAACCAGCCUGCUAGAAAGAUCCGCAGACGUAAGGCACGCCAGGUCAAAGCACGGUUGGUUGCCCCAAGGCCUGUUUCAGGUCCAGUCAGACCAGUGGUAAAAUGCCCUACUAUCAGAUACCACACAAAGGUGCGAAUGGGCAGAGGCUUCAGCCUAGAAGAGUUAAAGGCUGCUGGUAUCAACAAGAAAGUUGCCCGCACCAUUGGCAUUUCUGUUGACCCAAGACGCCGCAACAGAUCUACAGAGGGCUUGCAAACAAAUGUCCAGAGGCUGAAAGAGUACCGCUCCAAACUAAUCAUCUUCCCACGCAAACCUGCUGCACCCAAGAAGGGAGACAGCUCGGCUGAAGAGUUGAAACUGGCUACUCAGUUGAAGGGACCAGUCAUGCCAAUCCGCAGUGUGUACAAGAAAGAGAAGCCCAGAGUCAUCACUGAAGAGGAGAAGAACUUCAAAGCCUUUGCAAGUCUGCGUAUGGCACGUGCUAAUGCCCGGCUCUUUGGCAUCCGUGCCAAGAAAGCCAAAGAGGCUGCAGAACAGGAUGUUGAGAAGAAGAAAUAAGUUUUCCAGAACUGUUAAUAAAUUCGAAACUUGGUGUAAAACA
Molecule: messenger RNA, 1086 nt
Organism: Xenopus tropicalis (tropical clawed frog)
Lineage: Eukaryota; Metazoa; Chordata; Amphibia; Anura; Pipidae
Gene: rpl13
Product: ribosomal protein L13
Exons: 6
Coding region: 408-1043 (211 amino acids)
Biological process (GO): translation
Cellular component (GO): ribosome
Molecular function (GO): structural constituent of ribosome
Source: RefSeq, a predicted model, not a curated record